AUGAAUGCUUGCGUAAAUCAACCACUUGGGUAUGGCAUUGCGCUAGAGUGUAAAGGGAUUCUUUUCUUCUUUAUGGGUAAAAAUAGGACAAUAUUUAGUGGCUAUGCAGCUCAAGAUUCUGAUUUUAAAUUUCUUUCACAAUUUUUAUGUAUAAAUAUUAGGGUUAUGACAAAAUCCGAGUUGAAUAAGUUGUGUAUGGAUGAGAAUGAUUCAAUGAUCAAUGCGGAAGUGCGAUGCAAGCAUGGAAUCUUAUUGCAAAUGCAGACGUCUUGGUCAGAUCGCAAUCCCGGAAGACGAUUUUGGUCUUGUCCUCACUAUGAGGCCACAAACUGUAAUUUUUUUAGAUGGAGAGACAAGGAGAGAGUCGAUGAAAGAUCUCGGUUUAUUCUUCCGAAAUUGGUGAAUAGGAUUAAUGAGUUAGAAGGAAAAUAUGAGCGUGUGAAGAUGCAAUUGGAACAGCUUGAUAAUUCCAACAUUGAACAGUCAAAACAAGAAAAAAUUCCUUUGGAUGAAGGUGAAAGUCUUCGAAAUCGUUAUGAAAAUCUCAACAUCAAUUCAAAGGGGAAGGGUCGUGCUAUAAAAGAAAUGGGUGAUUUGAAAGAGAAGAAAAUGAAAGGGAUGAAAAUGAAGAAAAAUGAUGAAGGCUGUCGUUGUUUUGGGAAAUUUCUUUGUUGUUUGAUGAUUUGUUUUGUUGUUAUAUUUGUUAGCUUUCUAACCCAAGUUGGUAGGUUGAAGGAUCAAAUGAAAUUGCCAUAAUUUUGUGUGGUAUUGAAACCUUU
Messenger RNA from Solanum stenotomum, 779 nucleotides. RefSeq lists its product as uncharacterized. NCBI's taxonomy places the organism in Eukaryota, Viridiplantae, Streptophyta, Magnoliopsida, Solanales, Solanaceae. The coding region runs from base 1 to 756 and encodes 251 amino acids. The record is from RefSeq and is a predicted model, not a curated record. Gene Ontology annotation, molecular function: zinc ion binding. The transcript has 2 exons.